UUCUCCACUCCCCCUCUCAAACCCCUCCUCUCCCUCCCACCUAGCCGCUCUGCUACUCCCCUGCUCUUCGUGUUCUUCUCCUCCUCCCCUCCAGAUUCUGCAAAUCCUCAACGUUUCAUCUGCGUUGGUGCGUUUCAGCUGUUACUCUUGGCGUUCUUGAUUCGGAGGGCAGUGUUCCUUGGAGGUGUUUGGCCGAGCGAGGAAGGGAAGGGAAGGAGGAGACGCUGCUCUGUUUCUUGGCUCGGCGGCGAUGCUGGACUCCGACAACGAGUCCGGCGGGCCGAACAACGCGGAGUUCUCGUCGCCGCGAGAGCAGGACAGGUUCCUGCCGAUCGCGAACGUGAGCCGGAUCAUGAAGAAGGCGCUCCCGGCCAACGCCAAGAUCUCCAAGGACGCCAAGGAGACGGUGCAGGAGUGCGUGUCGGAGUUCAUCUCGUUCAUCACCGGCGAGGCCUCCGACAAGUGCCAGCGCGAGAAGCGCAAGACCAUCAACGGUGACGACCUCCUCUGGGCCAUGACCACCCUAGGCUUCGAGGACUACAUCGAGCCGCUCAAGCUCUACCUCCACAAGUUCCGCGAGCUCGAGGGCGAGAAGAUGGCCACCGGCGCGGUCUCCUCCGGCUCCGGCUCCGGCUUGCAGCAGAAGGACCCGCCGUACACGCACAAUGGCGCCGGAGGCAGCGGCGGUGCCGUCGGCUACGGCAUGUACGGCGGGGGCGGGGGCGGGGGCGGGGGCGGAGGCGGCAUGAUCAUGAUGGGGCAGCCGAUGUACGGGUCCCCGCCGGCCGCGGCCGCGGCGGGGUACCCACAGCCGCCGCACCACCAGAUGGUGAUGGGUGCCAAAGGCGCGUACGGCCACGGCAGCGGGCCGUCGUCGUCGCCGUCGGGGCUCGGCAGGCAAGACAGGGUAUGACGACUGUGCCUGGAUGGCUGAAGGGGCCGGCUUCUUGGUUGGUGUUGGCAAUGGUGCUGGCCUGCAUGGCUGCAUGCUGGGUUUAAUCAGUAAACCUUCAUCCUUUUUCUUUUGUGAUUUAUAAUGAGCUGAGACGAAUCAUUUCCAUGGUUAAUAGUUGCUUAACCUCUUCAUGAUCCCAUAAUCUGUACUGCUACGACACAAUAGUGCCAUUGAUAGAUACAGUAUUUGACAAGGUGGCUAGGUGUUCUGGGAUUGCCUAGACUAUGUGGUGACAAGCUACUGACUAGGCAUGUUCUUUUUUC
Messenger RNA from Phragmites australis (common reed), 1218 nucleotides. Its product is annotated as nuclear transcription factor Y subunit B-10-like. The transcript has a single exon. The record is from RefSeq and is a predicted model, not a curated record. Gene Ontology annotation, molecular function: DNA-binding transcription activator activity, RNA polymerase II-specific; RNA polymerase II cis-regulatory region sequence-specific DNA binding; protein heterodimerization activity. Lineage: Eukaryota; Viridiplantae; Streptophyta; Magnoliopsida; Poales; Poaceae. Gene Ontology annotation, biological process: regulation of transcription by RNA polymerase II. Bases 251 to 913 code for a protein of 220 amino acids. Gene Ontology annotation, cellular component: nucleus; CCAAT-binding factor complex.